Messenger RNA from Castor canadensis (American beaver), 1279 nucleotides. RefSeq names its product single stranded DNA binding protein 1 (gene Ssbp1). Gene Ontology annotation, cellular component: mitochondrial nucleoid. The record is from RefSeq and is a predicted model, not a curated record. Gene Ontology annotation, biological process: mitochondrial DNA replication; positive regulation of helicase activity. Gene Ontology annotation, molecular function: single-stranded DNA binding. Lineage: Eukaryota; Metazoa; Chordata; Mammalia; Rodentia; Castoridae.
GCCGGAAGUGAUACCCUGGCUGGCUGGUGCCUUGGCGUGAGCGUCAGGUGAAGGAGGGAAGAAGGAAGUGCACGAGUCGUAUGGAAAAUCCUGAAGAUUAGAUUGUAAGAAAAGAAAAUAGAAGCCAUGUUUCGAAGACCUGUAUUACAGGUGCUUCAUCAGUUUGUAAGACAUGAGUCUGAAAUAUCCAGCAGUUUGGUUCUGGAAAGAUCUUUGAAUCGUGUGCAGUUACUUGGGAGAGUGGGUCAGGACCCUGUCAUGAGACAGGUCGAAGGAAAAAACCCAGUCACAAUAUUUUCUCUAGCAACAAAUGAGAUGUGGCGAUCAGGGGACAGUGAAGUAUACCAAAUGGGUGAUGUCAGUCAAAAGACAACAUGGCACAGAAUAUCAGUGUUCCGGCCAGGCCUUAGAGAUGUAGCGUAUCAGUAUGUGAAAAAGGGGUCUCGAAUUUAUGUGGAAGGGAAAGUAGACUAUGGUGAAUACAUGGACAAAAACAAUGUAAGGCGACAAGCAACGACAAUCAUAGCUGAUUUCCUUUCUCUUGGCUCUAGAGUUCAUGUCUUAACUACUGUACACAUAGAUAACAUUAUAUUUCUGAGUGACCAGACAAAAGAAAAGGCAUAAGAAGGGAUGAGUCUUCUUUGACCGUUGUUUGACUUGAAGGCAAGGACUGACUCUUCUCUGUGUACGUGGACCUUAAGUAGUGCUUGGCACAGAAGAACCACUUAGUAGAUGCUGCCAGAUGAAUCAUCCCAAUGGGACAUUGAGCUUUAGUCCAAAUUGAAAGAGUGUGCUAAACAGUGGUUAGUGUCUAACCUAAACUGCUUCAAGACUAACCUACCUUCACAUCAUUUGUUUCUGGGAAGUUCCUGUAUAGCAUUUAUGAGACAUGGUUUAUCAGCAAUAAAGACCUGAAUUAUAACUGGAGAUGAAAUAGUUCAUCUCCAGGUUCUUUGGUUCCAUUAUUCUCUAUUUUGCUAAGUCCCUCUUGGUUAUCCUUUUCAAAGUCUUUCCAGAAUUCUCUCGGGGUAGGGAUAAGCGUCUCUUUUUAAAAAAGUUUUACUUAUUUAUUCAUUUAAGUAUGUUUGUAUGUUUGUAUGUGGUGCUGGGGAUCAAACCCAGGGCCUCAACCAUGCUAGGCAAGUGUUCUACCACUGAGCUACGCCCCCAACCCAAGAAUCUUCUUAACACCCCUGACAUUGCUUUUCUAGGCAACCUCACAUAUUGCAUUUUUUCCCCCUACAUUGUGUCUUGCUGCAUACAUAUACACAAACACAUA